Molecule: messenger RNA, 309 nt
Organism: Emiliania huxleyi CCMP1516
Lineage: Eukaryota; Haptophyta; Isochrysidales; Noelaerhabdaceae
Exons: 1
Coding region: 1-309 (102 amino acids)
Source: RefSeq, a predicted model, not a curated record
AUGAUGCGCGGCCAGCGUGGGAGGAGGUCGGCGCCGACGCUGCUAGAACUAAGACGAGACCGCGACCGACAGCGGGCCGUGCUGGCGAGCAUCCGCGCUGCUGACGACGGGCUCGAGACUGCCCUUGAGAGCGACGAGAUCCUCGCAUGCUUUGAAGAGGCGCUCGGCGAACAGCUGCCAGAUAUGGGCACGGAUGCUGCAGCAGGGCGAGAGGCAAACGCCGAGAGGGCGGAGGCCGCACCGCGACUGGAGGCUGCAGCAGAAAAGACGCACUCGCAAAUCUGUCUGGCAGUCAGUGAACUCGCGUAA